Messenger RNA from Sarcophilus harrisii (Tasmanian devil), 2822 nucleotides. Its product is annotated as mucin-5AC-like. Gene Ontology annotation, molecular function: RNA binding. The record is from RefSeq and is a predicted model, not a curated record. The transcript has a single exon. Lineage: Eukaryota; Metazoa; Chordata; Mammalia; Dasyuromorphia; Dasyuridae. Gene Ontology annotation, cellular component: ribonucleoprotein complex. The coding region runs from base 177 to 2636 and encodes 819 amino acids.
GGGAGCCGGUCACCCGUGGGCCCUCUCUCCCGUGCACAUGCUCCCAGCUCGCUGGACUUAAGGCCCGCGUCGCCUUGGCGGUUUCCAGCGCCUUCCACCGGCCCGCCCGUGCCACCCAUCAGUCCAGUGGUUUGAACUCUAGUCUGGGUGCCCCAAAUAGAGCCAGUACUUGAAAGAUGCAUCAAAAGAACCUUCCCAACACCGAGCCAGAGAUGACUAACAGCCCCAGUACAUCCUACGAUGACCAGAAUGACACCAACAGCUCCGAAUCCACCAGUAACGGACACACCACAAACGGCUCCGGGUUCGCCAUCAACUGGCCUAUCCAAGAUAUGGAACCCACCAUCAGCGGGAACUCAAGCAACGGCGUAGAGCACACAAGCGACGAUUUUGAGCCCAUCGACAACGGGCCUGCUGGUAAUGGUCUGGGCACCUUUCCUUCCACUGCAGGGGCCCAUGUACAGGCCCAAACCCAGACCCUACCCCUGCAGCUGCCCCUGUCCCAGGAGGUACUGGCCUCUUCCCCUAUUCUAGCUGCUAAUCUAACUCAUGCCUCUACCCAGACUCCAUCUCCAGUCCACACCCUGGCUAGUAAUCUGACCUUUGCUUCUACCCAAGCACCAUCUCCAGCCCACAACCUUGCUAUUAACGUGACUCAUGCCUCCACCCAAGCUCCUUCUCCAGUCCAUACCCUGGCUACUAAUCUGACAUUUUCCUCUACCGAGGCUCGGGCCUCUGCCUUGUCUAUUAAUCUGGCCCACACUGAGGCUCUGGCCCUUGGCCUAGCAGUUACUCUGAACCAUGCCUCUACCCAAGCUCCAACACCUGUCACCACCCUGGCUACUAAGUUGGCCCAUGCCUCUACCCAGGCUACAACUCCAGCCCACAACCUGGUUACUAAGAUGAUCCACGCCUCUACCCAGGCCACACCUCCAGUCCAUACUUUGACUAAUCUGGCCCAUGCUCGGGCUAUUCUGACCCAUGCCCCUAGCCAGGCUCCAGUUCCUAUUCCCACCCUGGCUGUCACUCUGGCUCAUGCCCGGGCUCGGGGCCCUACCCUGGCUGCUAAUCUGACCCUUGGCCCUCGGGUCCCCACUCCUGCCCAUGCACUAGCCCUAACACCUACUCUGGCCUUGGUUCCAACCCCUACCCUGAACCCUGCUUCCGUCCGAGCCCUGACCCCCCUCCCAAUUUCCGUUCCAGUUCCCACUGCCCUUCCAGCCGUUCCCAUCCGGGCUUCAACUUCUGUCCCGGCUCCCACUCCCGUGCCAGUGCAUGCCCCUUUUUUGGCUUUUGUACCUACUUAUACACCGAUUGUUACUCCAGUCCCAGCUCCUACUCCUAUCCCCACUCCAACACCCAUUCCAACUCCUGCUCGGGUCCCUGCCCCACCCUUUGCCAUCACCGAGGCACCAGUGCUUGCCCAGACCCGUGUGCCAGCCACUGGCAGGUUUCCUGUUCCGGCUCCUACCUUUGCCUGGCCUCCUCUUCCUCUGUCUACCGUCACUCAAGCGCGCCUGGAUGCCCGGGUCAGACCUCCUCCUGUGGCCUCAGUCACCUCGCGAGCAGCAGCUGCAACUGUUCCUCGGCCCCAGCCUGCACCAUCCACCGCUGCUCCUCCUGCAGUGGCAGGUCCAUCUUCAUCCUCAAGGGCUAUGGAAGGAACAUCAUCUGAUUCAAAGACCAAUCUGAUUAUCAACUAUCUGCCCCAGAGCAUGACUGAAGAGGAGUUGCGCAGCCUCUUUGCCCGUGUGGGUAAGAUCCAAUCUUGCAAAUUAGUGCGGGACAGGGUGACAGGCCAAAGCCUUGGCUAUGGUUUUAUUGACUAUGUGCAUCCCAGGGAUGCAGAGAGGGCGGUGUGCUUGCUGAAUGGACUUCAGUGCCCUCCAAAAACCAUUAAGGUGUCCUAUGCUCGGCCUAACUCCUCCUCCAUCAGAGAUGCCAAUCUUUAUAUCAAUGGCCUGCCUAAGAACAUGACACAGAAGGAGCUAGAACACCUCUUCUCUCCUUACGGGCACAUCAUAACAUCAAGAAUCCUGACAGACAAGGCUAGUGGAACCUCCCGGGGUGUGGGCUUUAUUCGCUUUAACAUGAAAUCAGAGGCUGAAGAAGCCAUCAAGGCUCUGAAUGGCCAGAAGCCCUGUGGUAUUCUGGAGCCCCUUGUUGUCAGGUUUGCUCAUAAUCAGACCCAGGUGACACCACAAAACCCGUUGUGCCAGCUUCCCCACAGCUCCCACGGACCGCUGCCGCCUCAGCCCCGGAGGUCUGGCCUUAACAACACGCCCAUCCCGACCCGUGCAGCCCAGAAUUUAACACCAUCAACCACGGAGAACACGAGAGACCUAGUCGGAGUGACCUUCCCGGGGCAGACGGUCACCGGUUGGUGUAUUUUCAUCUACAACCUCGCACCCGAUUCCGAUGAAAACAUCUUGUGGCAAUUAUUUGGACCCUUUGGAGCAGUCAGUAAUGUAAAGAUCAUCCGGGAUUUCAACACCAACAAGUGCAAACGCUUUGGCUUUGUCACUAUGACUAGCUACAAUGAAGCAGCAUUGGCCAUCGCUAGCUUAAAUGGGUAUUGCCUUGGGGGUCGGGUUUUGCAGGUUUCAUUUAAGACCAACAAAGUUCAUAAGGCUUGAUUUGCACACCCUUGCCUAGUAAACAACAAAGCCAAAAGGAGGGCAUUAACAUCGAAGCCACAGGAAGAACAAACUUUGUACCAUGUCACCAGUGGACUUGUAAAUCAACUUUACUCUAAGGUUGGUUUGCAAAACUUCAGAAGCUUGGCCGUCCUGAGGUGGAUCAGGAUAAGGGUUUUACAAUGA